AUGAAGUUUAUUAAGAUUGAGAUUCGGGUAGAUUCAAUGGUUGUGGUGCAAGAUGUAAAAGGGAAGAGGAAUACACUUCGCAAUAGGAACAAUUUGGUGUCUAAGAUCAUUAGUAUGUGGGAUCUAGAUUGGGAGGUGGAAAUCACGUAUGUGCACAGAGAAGUAAAUCAGUUAGCAGAUGCCUUAGCCAAGGAAUUUAAAAGACUUAGUGAUGGAACGGAAGUUGAGAAAAGUGGUGAGAAGAUGAUGAUGAUGAUGAUGAGUAAUGUUAUGAAGAAUCUCAACACUGAUCUCUAUGUUGAAAUUUUUAAACGUAUAGAUAUGUUUGAAUCAAAUUCUGCUGUUGUUCGUUUUCUGAAAGCAUGGGGAAAAGCUAAUUACGAGCAUUGGCAAACCCUAGAUUUCUCAAUGUUGAAAUCUGAUUUUAUCAAGACUAAAUCUGUGCCGUUUGUUUGGGUUCAUUCUUGCUUCGACAAUGUUUUAUAUAAUCUCUUGUUUGUUGCUUUGAAUUCCAGUAAAGGAAAUAUCAAGAAUCUGAUUUUUCAUUACGAUUUGUAUCUCACCGAUGAUCAAUUCAUGUACACAGCUAAAAGGUGUCCACUUGUAAGACGAUUAGUCUUUCUAUCAUGGAAUAGAAUCAAGAAAAUAUCGAUGCGAAAGGCUAUUAGGAGUUGGAAAGAUCUUGAGUCAAUGACAAUGCCUAGUAUAGAUGAUCCAAAAUAUGUAUUUGAAGAAAUUUCAAAUAAUUGCAAGAAUUUUAGAGAACUAAAGGUCAUGGGGCGUUUUCAUCUAGGGUUUGCUAACUCUCUCAUUAUGUAUCUUCCAAACUUGAAAGUACUGAGUAUUAGAUGUUCAGAGUUGGUCAAGGAAGCUCUUAUUUUGAUUUUAGAUAAGCUUGAACAUUUAGAAGUGCUUAAUAUUUCACAUUCUUGUUUUGUGAAUGAUGUUAAUAAUUAUGAAGGAUAUAGGUUUGACCCUAUUAUAAGUGAGAAGGCUUCUAGGUUACGUGAGUUUGUGACAUGCAGCAAAGAGUCAUGCAUCAUGUGUCAUAGAACAAAAAUUGACCGGGGACGUCCAAGGUGGUUCAAGUACGAGGAAGGAAGAUGGAAAGAUGAUGAAGUUAGUUCUCUUUCACUUUGA
Messenger RNA from Vicia faba (fava bean), 1140 nucleotides. NCBI's taxonomy places the organism in Eukaryota, Viridiplantae, Streptophyta, Magnoliopsida, Fabales, Fabaceae. The record is from the annotation of a GenBank genome assembly.